Molecule: messenger RNA, 561 nt
Organism: Engraulis encrasicolus (European anchovy)
Lineage: Eukaryota; Metazoa; Chordata; Actinopteri; Clupeiformes; Engraulidae
Product: CD209 antigen-like protein E
Exons: 4
Coding region: 1-561 (186 amino acids)
Source: RefSeq, a predicted model, not a curated record
AUGAAUGGUGAUAUCAAUGGACCGCAUGGAGAUAUCAACCUGCAGGAGAUCUCAUCAGCCCAGCCAGAAGCAGCAGACAGGUGCUGCAGAUGGACUGCUGUGGGUCUGGGAAUGCUGUGUGCUGUGCUGUUUGUGCUGUUCAUACGACUGGUUACCAGUGUUCUGACCGAGAGAGACCAACUGCUAACUGAGAGAGAGCAGCUGCUGUCCAAUCAUAGCAAGCUGUGUAAUGAGAGAGAGCAGAUGCUGGCCAAUCACAGCCAGCUAUUAAAUGAGAGAGAGCAGCUGCUGGCCAAUCACAGCAAGUUGCUCAAGGAAAGAGAUCAACUGUUGAUCGACAACAACAACCUGCUAAUGUACAACCAACAACAGCUAAAAUCAAGACCAUGGUCUGACAGCAGGAGAUACUGCCAGUCUCUUGGGGGAGACCUGGCGCUCAUCAAGACACCAGAGCAACAGCGGUUCAUAACUAACAAGAAGUUUGAUGGCUGGAUUGGACUGAAGAGGGGGCAGGAUGGCAGCUGGACAUGGACUGAUGACACACCACUUUCCACAGGGUAG